AUGUUAAACCGAAAAUGGGUUUUUCUGUUAGUCGUCGUGUCAUUGGCCGUAUGCCAAGAAGUCGUCGAGGAUGACGAUGAAUCGCCGCCGAAAAAAGAGCCGUUCAUUCCGAUCGAAUUUGUGGCGCCGCAAUUCAACAAAGAAUCGCCAAAACCGUACUUUUUCGAUUAUUUUCCGAAAGGCGCGAAAAUUGGAAAUAAAUGGGUGAAGAGUAUUGCGAAAAAAGAUGGUGCCGACGCCGAAAUCGCCAAAUAUAAUGGCGAAUGGGAUAUUGGAGCACCGACUAAAGUGGUUAUCGAAGGUGAUCAUGGACUUAUUGUGAAAACUAAGGCUCGCCAUCACGCAAUCACCGCCAAACUCAAUCGGCCGUUCAAAUUUGGCAACGAGAACUUGAUUGUUCAAUACGACGUGAAAUUCGAAGAGGGCCAAGAAUGCGGUGGCGGCUAUCUGAAAUUGUUGAGCGAGGGCGCUGAAAAGAAUCUGGCGACGGUACAAGACAAAACGCCGUACACUAUUAUGUUUGGGCCGGAUAAAUGCGGAUCGACGGGAAAAGUGCACUUGAUUUUCCGCUACAAUAACCCCAAAAAUGGAUCGAUUGAUGAAUAUCACGCGAAGCAGCCGUCAAAUGUUGGAACGACAUAUUGGGAUGACCACAACACCCAUCUCUACACUUUGGUCUUGAAGCCGUCCGGCGAUUUUGCGGUGUCGGUUGACGGCAAAAGCUUGUUCUAUGGAAAUAUGCUGUAUGAUCUCGCGCCGCCUCUCACGCCGCCCCUUCAGAUUGCCGAUCCGAACGACAAGAAGCCGGAGGAUUGGGACGAUCGCGCCGAGAUUGAGGACGAGAACGCGACGAAGCCCGAUGAUUGGGACGAGACACAGCCGAAGGAGAUUGUCGAUGAAUCGGCGACGAUGCCGAGCGAUUGGAACGAGGAUGAGAACGAGCUGAUACCGGAUCCGGAGGCGACGAAGCCGGCUGAUUGGGACGAUGACAUGGAUGGCGAUUGGGAGCCGCCGAUGAUCGACAAUCCGGCGUGCAAGGGAAUCAGUGGUUGCGGCAAAUGGAAGCCGCCGACGAUCAAAAAUCCGAAGUAUAAGGGCAAAUGGGUUCGUCCGAAAAUCGCGAAUCCGGCGUACAAAGGCGUGUGGAAGCCGCGUCUCAUCGACAAUCCGCAUUAUUUCGAGCCGACACCGUUCGCGGGUCUUGCGCCGAUCACCGCCGUCGGAAUCGAGUUGUGGACGAUGAGCGAGAACAUCGUUUUCGACAAUAUUCUCAUCACGUCUUCCGAGGAGGAUGCCUCCGACAUUGCGCGUCAAACGUUCAAAGUGAAACAGAAUGAAGAAUAUCGAUUUGCGACGGUGACGGGAGAUUCUGUGGGAUUCGUGAAGAGUAUUGUCGAUGCUGCCAAUGAGCGACCAUGGCUCUGGGCGGUUUACGUGCUUUGCGUACUUAUCCCAGUCAUUUUCCUCGCCGUCUUCUUCUUUGGACGAAGCUCGAAGUUCCCGAAGAUUGACAACAAGAAGAAGAACGAUGAUUCGACAUCGGACGACGAUGUUCCGAAUUUGGAGGAGGAGGAGGGAAACGACGAGAAAGUUGCGCGAGCGCCGAAAAUCACGCCGGAAGAGCGCGCGCGACUCCUCGAGGGCAUCAAUGAGAAAUUGAACUCGAUGCCGGAGGUCGUUGAUGAUGAGGAAGAGAAUGAGGAAGAUGAGGAGAAGGAGGAAGAAGAGGAGGAGGAAGACGAGGAGAAGAAGGAAGGAGUUGUUCAUGAGAACGAGCCAGUGAUGCCGACCGAGGAGCUCGCCAAAACGAGCCCGAAACCGUCGGCGGCGAAACGGCGAACGGCUCGACGCGGUGAUUAA
Messenger RNA from Caenorhabditis bovis, 1860 nucleotides. The record is from the annotation of a GenBank genome assembly. NCBI's taxonomy places the organism in Eukaryota, Metazoa, Nematoda, Chromadorea, Rhabditida, Rhabditidae.